AUGGAUCCAAGUUGGGAGGCGCGGUUUCCGCCAACCGCAUCUAAAGCGUGCAGUCGAUGCCAUUCUCGUAAAGUAAAGUGUGAUCUGACGGUCCCCCGUUGCUCGGCAUGCCAGAAACAGAAUGAGCAGUGCAAUAUCACGGAAUGCGUGACCUAUUCCUACGCUGCUGUCAAAAGCCUACAAGACAGAAUCAAGGAGCUGCAGGCCAAGGUCGACAGUCUUAGCCAAGGCACGGCAGAACAGCCACCUCAAGACCUUGAAGCCAGUCGUUUUGGAGAUUUGCGCAAGGAAGCCGAGGAGAUCGGUGUUCUAGCAAUUGGACGGCCAAAUAGUUAUGUAGACAGACUAUACCUGGGAAGUGCCACCGGCUCAACCUUUGCUCGAAUAUUCUUCAAGCAAAUUGACUUAAAAUCCCCAAUUAGGCAACAUGCGAGUCGUCCGCCAAUGUUUGAUUUGGACCGAGACUUGUUUUGUCACAACGCUGCGCUUCCCCCGCAGCCAGUUGCGAAGCAAUUGCUUGCUGAAUACAUCCGUCGCAUUCAUAUCUGGUGGCCCUUUGUAUCGCUUCCAUUUUUGAGAGCUAGCGUCGGCUGUUUAUACGAAGAUCCAGCUAGAUGUAGUCCCUAUCAAAAGUUUCUGGUUUUGAUGGUUCUGGCCCUUGCUUCUGCACACUCCUCCGAAAGUCAGGAGUACCGUCGAAUGAUGGACUUAAACAGCCCAUCUGACUACUUUCAAACGGGCUUGCGAUAUUUCCUGGACUUUCACGACCAUCCACGGGAUAUUCAAGGGCUACAAUGUGUCCUUCUUCUAAGCUUGUGGAUGCUAAACUCAAACAUAAGAAGCCAUGGCGAUGACCUCUGGCACCUCAGCCGGUAUGCUAUGUCAGCAGCCAUCGAAAUGGGACUUCACCGACGCUCUGCGGCCGCGGGUGACUUCAGCUACGAGGAUACUGAAGUCCGUAACCGCACGUGGUGGUGUGUCUACAGCUUAGAACGACAAAUCGCCUUGAUAACUGGACGGGUCUUGUCCAUUCGAGACCACGCAAUAGACGCACCUAAGCCGGUAGAAAACAGUAUGGAUAGCCUGACGAAUCACGAGGCGCAAUUUGCGCCUACAAUUCACAGGCUCAACGUCAAGCUCUUCAAUCAUCUGGUACGGCUGCGGCAAAUAGGCGGGCGUGUACUGGAAUCUGUGUACAUUGCCAGAGGCGCUGAUGGACGAGCAUCCCGGACUACCUUCCAGAACAUUUGUGACGAAAUCGACAAGAUUCAACAGGAAUUGCAAUCCUGGAAACGGGAUACCGAAGCCUUAGAUAUUGAAGGCACUCGGGAAUAUUCAGAAAUUAAAGUUGAGUAUGGCCUUCUUCUGCUGCUGAUGUAUCGGCCUUCACCCACAUUCAUGAUUCCAUCCCACGAGAUGGUUGAGAUUUCCUCGCGGGCUGUAUCUGGUACCGUACGCCAAUGGACAAAGCUGGAGACACAUCAUGGCAUCAGCGCUGUAUGCCGCUGCUUCCGUCAUGUACAUGCAGUUCUAAUGGUAGGGCUCGCAGGCCUCUACUGCGACUGGUACACGAAAACAAUGGCUCGAAACUCUGACUCUCAUGUACUCCACACCCAUGGAAACGACGUGGCGGCAUGUAUCGAUAUCAUCGACCGCGGGAUUGCCUGGAUGAAAGAAGACUCCCUUUUGAAAUACCGCGACCUUCUGCAGGCUGCUAGGAUCAAAGUCUACGGUCCCGCAGCUUGGGAUUCGCUGAGUUCUCAGGCAAUAGUUACAGAUCAUUCAUCAGCAGCCCCCAUCAACUCUUCCAAUGGACUGGGCAUGUUUGAUUCUGAUGGUCUACAGUCACAAUUAUUUUUCCAAGGUGACGUGCUGGAGACUUAUGUUAGUCAGGUCACAGGUUACUUCGAUACCAGUCAUGUCAAUAUGGAUGAAGGCUUGGCGGCCUGGUAUGGCUCCUUUUUGGAUGAACUUCAACCUAACGACAACGCAGAAUUGGGGUGA
Colletotrichum truncatum is the source of this 2004-nucleotide messenger RNA. RefSeq names its product branched-chain amino acid. Gene Ontology annotation, biological process: positive regulation of transcription by RNA polymerase II; DNA-templated transcription. Gene Ontology annotation, molecular function: sequence-specific DNA binding; zinc ion binding; DNA-binding transcription factor activity, RNA polymerase II-specific. The record is from RefSeq and is a predicted model, not a curated record. NCBI's taxonomy places the organism in Eukaryota, Fungi, Ascomycota, Sordariomycetes, Glomerellales, Glomerellaceae.